AUGGCAUCUCUAAAGACAGAAACGGUUUUGAACCACUCGACGAGAGUUAUAUUGAAGGGGAAGAAACAAAAUGUUGAAGUUCCGGCCACUUGCUGCGGAACUUGGUCUUGGGGAGAAAAACGUCCGUGGGGGUAUACCGAAGAACGCGACCUCCCAGGUAUAAAAGAAGUCUGGAACCUCCUCAACAAAGAAAAAAUCGGAUUCUACGACGGAGCAGAAGGCUACGGACCUUUAGAAAAUGAAAGGAUUAUAGGGAAAUUACUCAAAGACAUGACAGAGGAGGAAAAAGGAGAGGUUAUUAUUGCUACUAAAUGGCUACCAUUCCCAAUCUUCCCCGGCCGUCUAUGGCCCGUAGGAAUUGUCGGAGCGCUUAAGAAAUCGUUAGAGAGGUUGGGAGUUAAACAGGUGGAUUUGUAUCAAGUCCAUAUACCAGUGUUUUUAUUCUAUGGGAUCGAAGGGAUUGCGAAGGGAUUGGCGGAGUGUGUGGAGUUGGGGUUGACGAAGACGGUAGGGGUUAGUAAUUAUAAUGAGGAGCAGAUGGUUAAGAUGUAUGAUGAGUUGAAGAAGUAUGGGGUUCCUCUCGCGAGUAAUCAGAUUGAGUAUAACCUCCUUCGAACAGUCCCAGAAAAGAGUGGUCUUCUCGCCGCCUGUCACGAACGUGAUAUUGUGCCGUUGGCAUAUUCCCCACUAGCACAGGGUCGUUUGACCGGGAAGUAUAAUUCGAAGAAUUUACCAACUGGUAGAAGAAUGUAUGGAAAUCAACCGUGGGAGAUUAUUGAUCCGUUGCUGGAGGCCAUGAAGGAGAUUGCUGAGAAGAGGGCUGUACCCGUCAGUGCUGUAGCCCUCAAUUGGGUUAUGUGUAAAGGCGCGAUUCCAUUGGGUGGGGCUAGGAAUGGGAAGCAGGCCGGGGAGAAUUCUAAGGCACUUGGAUUCCGGCUUACGAAUGAGGAGGUGGAAAGACUUGAUGGACUCUCUGUUGAGGGAAACACUCUGCCUAUUGUCCAGGCUGGAUAA
Orbilia oligospora ATCC 24927 is the source of this 1014-nucleotide messenger RNA. RefSeq lists its product as uncharacterized. The transcript has 10 exons. Bases 1 to 1014 code for a protein of 337 amino acids. The record is from RefSeq and is a predicted model, not a curated record. Gene Ontology annotation, cellular component: cytoplasm. Lineage: Eukaryota; Fungi; Ascomycota; Orbiliomycetes; Orbiliales; Orbiliaceae.